Molecule: messenger RNA, 1759 nt
Organism: Cotesia glomerata
Lineage: Eukaryota; Metazoa; Arthropoda; Insecta; Hymenoptera; Braconidae
Product: homeotic protein caudal-like
Exons: 3
Coding region: 469-1614 (381 amino acids)
Biological process (GO): embryo development; cell differentiation; anterior/posterior axis specification
Cellular component (GO): nucleus
Molecular function (GO): RNA polymerase II transcription regulatory region sequence-specific DNA binding; DNA-binding transcription factor activity, RNA polymerase II-specific
Source: RefSeq, a predicted model, not a curated record
ACUUGUACGUGAAUGGAGUGAGAUUAUUAUCAGAAAUUUAUCAUAAUCGGUGUACAUAGAGUAGUAAAGUCGCCAUUGUGAUGUAUGUAUAAAAGCUAAAGGCGAUUGGUCGAGUCUUACCGUUAAAUGCCGUAGUGGGGAAAGUUAAAUUUUAGAGGCGUUACAUACCAAGAGUGGGGAAAAUAUACCUACUGCUUUCAGUACCUUAGAAUUGAUAAACGGAGCUUGUGUCAUUUUCGAGUUAGUUUUGCUCAAGUGCGUACACGUUUUUCUCUAGUAAUUGUUAAGUUCGACAUACCUGGGGCCUAAUUGUGACGUCUGACCUUUCAAUAGAUUAGGUUAGUAAUGUCGAAUAUUUGUCGGCUUAAAAUUUGUGAAGUGAUAAAUUUUCAUUUUAAAUUAUUGGAAAAAAAUAAAGGAUUAAUUUUGUCAAAAUAGACAGAAAAAAAAUUUUUUUUUUAAUACGUAAUGACUGAAGUCAGUAGUGUAGGAAUGGUGUAUUACAAUCAACUAACGAUGUACCGUCAACAGCAACAGGCACAAGCGACUCUUCACCAACAACACUUAACCAGCCAGCAGCAGCAACAAGCAGCAGUAACUGCAGCAGUUGUAGCUGGAGCAGCUGCAGUAGCUGCAGCAGAAGGCUCUCAACAGUACUGGUACCCUCAUGGGUAUCCUCAUGGCCAUCCUUCGUCAGGAUCUUCGCACCAAUCCUCACCUGGAAGCCAACACCAGUACCUAGAUCACCUCUCAAGUCCCACUGGGGACGUCCUCACCUGCUCCUGGCCUCAUUCUCAUCCUUAUUCCCAUCAUCUGCAGUAUCAACAGCCUUUGUAUCAUCACCAAAACCAGCAGAGCCCCAUGACUCCUACCCCCACUGACUGGAGCAUGACCAAAACCAAUAACAACAACAAUCACAACAUUAUUGCCGGCAGUGAACCCAGUCCGCCGAUUACCAUAAGUGGCAGUGAAAUUAGCAGCCCUGGAACACCCGCUUCGCCUAAUAUCAAUACUCUUAAUCCUCCUAAUAAUAAUAAUAAUAAUAAUAAUAAUAAUAAUAAUAAUAAUAGUAGUGCUUCCACGACCCCUGUUAGACCCGCGCCAAUUCGCAGCCCUUAUGAGUGGAUGAAGAAAACUUCGUAUAUUCAUCAGCAGACUCCUGGUAAAACCCGAACAAAAGAUAAAUACCGAGUAGUAUACACAGAUCACCAGCGGCUGGAGCUGGAAAAAGAGUUUUAUUGCAGUAGAUACAUAACAAUCAGACGAAAAGCUGAACUAGCUUCGCAUUUAGCGCUCUCGGAACGACAGGUAAAAAUUUGGUUCCAAAACCGUCGCGCCAAGGAGCGUAAACAAGUGAAGAAGCGUGAAGAACUCGAACAAAAAGAUGUUAAGCCUAAUAUACACCAAGAUGGUCUGCAAACACCCGGCGGAAUGGUCAGUCUUUCAGCUCUGAGUGGGAUGAGCGGGAUGCUGAGUGGUUUAAUGCACAAUGCGAACUCGCCGCCUCUAAAUCUUGGACCUACGUCACACAGUUUAGGUCUCACUCACUCAAGUUCAUCUAUUCAUUCACAUGCACACCAACACGUCCACCCCCACAGUGUUCUUGGAUUGUGACCCGAAAAUCAUCUCGGCAGUGCUGAGUCUUGGUCUACCCCCAACUGGUCGGGUUAACAGUUUACUUUGCUUCUCAAUUUUAUUUUCAUUAGUUGUAAUGAAUACUGUAGAUAACAUGGUAGAGAAAAAAGAAAAAAUUACAUUA